Messenger RNA from Syngnathus typhle (broad-nosed pipefish), 2553 nucleotides. RefSeq names its product ArfGAP with FG repeats 1b (gene agfg1b). The coding region runs from base 181 to 1608 and encodes 475 amino acids. NCBI's taxonomy places the organism in Eukaryota, Metazoa, Chordata, Actinopteri, Syngnathiformes, Syngnathidae. Gene Ontology annotation, molecular function: GTPase activator activity. The record is from RefSeq and is a predicted model, not a curated record. The transcript has 12 exons.
GAAGAAUUAAUCAGUCGCUCUCCUGCUUGAGCGCUCAGCAAGGUGUCUGCCUGCCGCCUUGCCUGUCUCCCUCCCUUCCUCCCCGCCCGUCCGACCGACCGACUGCCUGCCUGCCCGCCUGGCCGCUGCCGUCCAACGCGGCCCCGAAGUCACCUACCGCGGCCACCUGAAUAUCUCACCAUGGCGACCAGCGCGAAGCGAAAGCAAGAGGAGACUCAUUUGAAGAUGCUCCGGGAAAUGACCAGCCUUCCCGCGAAUAGGAAAUGUUUCGACUGUGAUCAGCGCGGCCCGACCUAUGUCAACAUGACAGUAGGCUCCUUCGUCUGCACCACCUGCUCCGGCAUCUUGCGAGGGCUGAACCCUCCACACAGAGUGAAGUCGAUUUCUAUGACUACGUUUACGCAGCAAGAAAUUGAGUUCCUUCAGAAACACAGCAAUGAGGUCUGUAAACACAUCUGGUUGGGCCUCUAUGAUGACAGGACGUCAGUUGUUCCAGAUUUCCGGGAGCCACAGAAAGUGAAAGAGUUCCUCCAGGAAAAAUAUGAAAAGAAAAGAUGGUAUGUGCCUCCGGACCAGGCCAGGUCCGUCAUCUGCGUCCAGGCAUCUGUUUCUGGCUCCUCAGCAAGCAGCACUGGCAGCACCCCGGAAGUUCAGCCUCUCAAGACCUUACAACUCAACAAGACCCCACUUCGUCAAUCCCCAGGGUUGGGCCGCUCCCAGGCUCACAUCACUGCCCAAGAGAAAAAGUUUGACCUGCUGUCGGACUUGGGUGGUGACAUUUUUGCUGCCCCACCCGCCCAGGCUGUCAACUCUACCAACUUUGCCAACUUUGCACAUUUUCCAAGCCAAUCAGCAGCAACUCAGGCUAACACAGACAGCAACUUUGCCAACUUUGAUGCAUUUGGAAACACUGCAAUUCCAUCUCAUCUGAGCACGUCACCCCCCUCAAAGUCCUUUUCCACAGGAGGAGGCGUGCCAAUUCCGUCCAGGUCAAGUGCUCUCCCCAUCCAGUCCCAAUCCGGGAGCUGCACACAGGAUCGCUACGCUGCUCUGGCCGAAUUGGACAACAAGCUAAGCUCGUCUGCAGGCAGCGGUGUGCAAGGGAGUUAUUUUGGUCCAGUGCUUGGCUCAUCUCCAGCCCAGAAUGCACCUGUUCUACCCAGCAUGCAGCCCGGCUUUGGAGCCUUCCAUUUAGGUGUGCCUUCCACAAAUCCCUUUGUUGCUGCAGCUGUUGCCUCCGAGAUGGCCACCAACCCUUUCCAGGCCAAUGGGAGAGCUUCGGCGGCUGCAGCCGCCUCAUUUGGUACUGGCUCUAUGAGCAUGCCUGCUGGCUUUGGAAAUUCGUCUUCGUACUGCCUCCCGACCAGUUUCAGCGGAAACUUCCAGCAACAAUUCCCUGGCCAGGCCCCCAUCCCUUACUCACAACCCGGGGCCUACCACCCUCAGUCCAAUGGCCCUGCAUUUCCGGUUUAUGGUCCAAACAAGCCUUCCAUGACGCCGUUCGGUCAGCCCAUGGCCGGUCCUGGCGUGUCCAAUAACCCCUUCAUGGCAGGAGCCCCUACUGGAGCAUUCCCUUCAGGUGGUACCUCAACCAACCCGUUCCUGUAGCACAACCCUCAGUCCUCAUCACCAGAGGGCAGCAUGCAGCACAUUAGUCAACACUCCGUUAAGUCACGCUAUUAGUGGCACUACAUUUCUAUCCACACAAAGUUUACACUAUGAAGGAGUACAAAGGACUGUAUUGAAAACUAAGGGACUGUUAGGGUGAAAAUGUUUGGACUAUAUACAUACAUUGUUUUUUUUUAUCAUUUGUUAAUGCCUGUACGCUUGUGUGCAUAUCAUCAUUUGUAAUCAUAUUUACCGUAUGAUGUGUAACGAGGACCGUUUUAACAAAGGUGAGUUGCCACACCUUAUGUAAAAACCACUACACGCUAUUUUAAGUGAGGGUUUAUUUACCAACAGAUGCAGGUAAUUCAUUUCAAAAAGGGAUUUUUAUUUUAUUUUAGCAUGAAUGCUACUAAACUGGCACUUAGGCCCAAAUUGUCCAACCCAGUUACGCUUGCCUAUAACCAAAAGGAGCUUGCAAAAAUGGUAUAAAUCCAUGCAGGUUAGUCGGUAUGCUGUUUUAAUCGUUAAGGAAAAUUGCGGCGCCAAAGGUCAUUAACCAAGGCCAGGUCUUUUGAGUAACUUAAACUUAAGGUGAGCAAACGUGAGCACAAAUGCACUAAAGAGGCUUGACUAUUUAGAUAAUGUGUGCAAAAUGACCCAAAUAACCGCUCGCCGCUUGAGGAUAACAGAUUGCAAAUGUGAACCAUGUUUGACGUGAGCUGCCUCAGCAUAGGUCUCACUAUUCGGGUUUGCACUCAAUCAAGGCUGCGUUUUCUUUUUUUAUUAUUCAUUUAAUUUGACUCUGGACAUAUAUUAGGGUCCCAAUUGUGCCGCUCGUGACUAACAAAUAAAUUUCAUGUGUUUCUUGUCUUUACAAAAAUAGCUAAGUCAAUGUGUACAUAUAUAAAUAUAUGUAUAAAUAAAUUAAACAAUUUUUAAAUACUG